GGAGCAGUCAUGUUAGACCUUAGUUUUCUUUGUAACAGUCAAUGCGCGGAGCAGCCUAUGUCUGGGCUGCCUCUCCCUUAAAUCUCUCAUUCAUUCAGUCCCUCGCUCUCGCAUUAAAUAUUCUCUCUCUCCACGUUCUCUUUUCUACGUUUUUUUCCUACGUUUUCUACAGCAAAAGGGCGCUGUCUUUCUCUCUCUCUUCUCACUUCUCUCUCUCUCUACUCUUUGGUAAAGUUGAGCUGUAAAGGAUAGACGCGAGAUCCGUCCUCCUUCAUUGAUUUAUGAAAUUGCGCUUCACCGAUCAGUGAACAAAUUGGGGGGAAAAGGUGUUGAGGAUUAUUCUAUUGGUGUUGAAAUGGCGAACCGGAAGGAGGACGAGAAGAAUGAGAGAACUAUACGGAAUCUUCUAAAGCUUCCUGAGAAUCGCCGGUGUAUUAACUGCAACAGCUUGGGGCCCCAAUAUGUAUGUACCAGCUUCUCGACAUUUGUCUGUACAACCUGCAGUGGGAUUCAUCGGGAGUUCACGCACAGAGUGAAGUCGGUAUCUAUGGCUAAAUUUACUCCACAAGAAGUUAGUGCACUUCAAGGAGGAGGAAAUGCGAGUGGUAGAGAAAUUUAUUUGAAGGAAUGGGAUCCUCAGCGUAAUUCUCUCCCUGAUGGCAGCAAUGUAGACAGACUACGUGAUUUCAUCAAACAUGUCUAUGUAGACAGAAGAUAUACUGGUGAAAAGAAUGUGGAAAAACCUCCAAGGGCAAAGAUGGGAGAAACCGAGGAUUUCAAUGGAAAUAGGAGGGCAGACAACUAUCAGGGUAGUCGGAGUCCUCCUUAUGAUGAUUCCUUCGAUCGUCGCUAUGGUGAUAGGUCUAGUUCGGGUGGAAGAAGUCCAUCAUAUGAUCAAGACAAUCGGCAAAGUGGCGAUUUUAAAAAAAGUCCUGCCAAAGAAGUAGUUAAUGAUUGGAGACGAGAGGAUAGAUUUGGAAAUGGCAGGAGGUCCGAUGAAGGCUCUAAACUUGAAAUUAGGUCCCCUGAUCAUCGAAAGGAUUCGGACAUAUCCAGUCCUCCCGUGGUCCGUCCUGUCAGAGAUAUUUUAGGAGAUAAUGUAUCUCCACUUCGAGUUAUUGAACCUCCAAAAGCCACUGGUGGGAAGCCAAUUGAUGGUCGGGCACCAACACAGAGAACUGCAUCCUCCAGUAGCUUGGCAUCAUCAGAUGCGAAUCCAUCUGAGAGUAAAGUGGAGGCCUCAUUUAUUGAUUUUGAUGCUGUUCCUGAACCUCCUACAGUUACUGUACAACAAUCUAGCAGUAAUGAUUGGGCAAAUUUUGAUUCUCUGCCUGAUUUGAAAACAACUACUCCAGCUUCAAACUCUGUGGAAUCUCUACUUUCUGGGUUGUCGGUUCCAGCAUCCUCAUCUGGUCCCUUUGCCCCUCCAGGAACAUCAUCUUCUUUCAGUUCCACUGGUAUACAAGGCUCAUCAUUUGGACCAUCCUUCGGAGAUACUGCUCCACCAUCUGGUAUUCCCACUGGUGCUGCUUCUGUUUCAUCUUUUGGCUCUGCACCUACACAUGCUCCCACUGGAGGGCAGUGGCCUACCAUGAAUCCUCAACAACAACCUCUGUUCCCUGGAGGUAUUCAACAGCCUGUUUCCGGUGGAUCUUCAAUCAACAAGUCAUGGAAUCCACUUAUGCAAAAUGCCUAUGGGCCUCCUAGUGCUUCUAUUGCACAAGUGGGUCAAGCUGAAAUGGCUCAUGCUCCUGCCCCUGUUAUUGGAGAAUCUACAUCUGAUGGAAAACAUAGCGGAAGAAAUGCACUUCCUGAGGACCUAUUUUCGAUGAAUUACUCCUCGUAUAAUCCAUCUCCAGUUCCAGGGUGGUAUCCUGGCGCCCAUUAUGUUGCUAGGGUUCCUAUGCAUUACAAUACACCCAUGGCUGUAGCGAAUUACCAGUCAAUGCCAACAUCAAUCAAUCCUUUUGAUGUUAACGAACCUUCUCCAGUUCAAGCAUCAGCAUUUCCUUCUAUGGCAUCCUUACAAGGUGCUUUACCCAAAACUGCUACCUCGUCUGGGCUAUUGCAUACUCCGAAUUAUGGAGCCUCUCCAUAUGCUCCAUCAAUGCCAUCAUAUGCACCAACAAAUCCUACAAGUUCGUUCAUGGGACAUGAAAUAGCUGGUGGCAGCAUGGCACCAAGGCCACAAGGAUUUCCUGGUUUCGGCCUCGAUGACUCUGCUUUUGCCUCUCUUAACCCAAAUCCUCAAGCAGGUGGACUACACGCAGCAGCUCAUCCUGCUUCUAGUAACUUCAGUACCCCCAGUGGAAACCCAUUUGGCUGAGUUCGAGGUAAAAUAGUUUUUUAUUUUUUUCUAUAAAAGAAAAGGAGAGAAAAAUAGAAGAAAAAAGAACCGGUUUUGUAAGAGCUCCAUCUUGUUGCAUCCUUUCAACUUAUUGUAGAUGAAAUAGUGAAAGUGAAGUGUGCUGCAUUUAGACUUUAACAAGUUACAUUUUUCGCUGGGGUUGUAAGUCAACAAGAAUGUAUGGUAUUGGUAGUUGGGGAUUGGGGUUGUGUACAUUCCGACAUGAGUAAUGUGUGAAGUCGUCGACUGUGGCAUAGUGAGUGAUGCCCACCUGCCAGAGAUGUGUAUUAUAAGUUCAGUUUUUCUAGUCUUGUUAUUGUGUUGAGAUUUACAUAGUGAAAGAAACGAAUCGUCAGUUUGUAGGUUAAUAUUAUUUGCCCGAAUCAUUGAUAUUCAUAUUCUUUGGUCAAAUAAAACUGCAUAUGGUGGUUUUGUUA
This is a messenger RNA of Salvia miltiorrhiza (redroot sage), 2784 nucleotides long. Its product is annotated as probable ADP-ribosylation factor GTPase-activating protein AGD14. Bases 356 to 2326 code for a protein of 656 amino acids. NCBI's taxonomy places the organism in Eukaryota, Viridiplantae, Streptophyta, Magnoliopsida, Lamiales, Lamiaceae. The record is from RefSeq and is a predicted model, not a curated record. The transcript is spliced from 13 exons. Gene Ontology annotation, molecular function: GTPase activator activity.